Messenger RNA from Cornus florida, 1676 nucleotides. Its product is annotated as mannose-1-phosphate guanylyltransferase 1-like. The coding region runs from base 257 to 1342 and encodes 361 amino acids. Gene Ontology annotation, molecular function: mannose-1-phosphate guanylyltransferase (GTP) activity; GTP binding. The transcript is spliced from 5 exons. Gene Ontology annotation, cellular component: cytoplasm. The record is from RefSeq and is a predicted model, not a curated record. Gene Ontology annotation, biological process: GDP-mannose biosynthetic process; cell wall mannoprotein biosynthetic process. Lineage: Eukaryota; Viridiplantae; Streptophyta; Magnoliopsida; Cornales; Cornaceae.
CAUUUGAAAUAUGUAGGUUGAAUCCUGUUGAAGGUCAAAUUAGAUUAGAUGACGAAAAAGCUUUACCCUGUUUGGACGUGAAUCGAUUUCUUCGAAUCUGUAAAGGGAAGUCUAAUUAAUUUUUGGAAUCAGCCAAACUACGCGUUAAUCUGUUUUUAUGGGUGUAUAUAUUGUUCCACCGACGUCCUUGCUACGUCUCCACGGUCUCUGAAGAAACUGUUAAGGGUUGAUAAAGGAUAAGCAAGGGCAUCUCACUAUGAAGGCACUUAUUCUCGUUGGAGGGUUUGGAACUCGGUUGAGGCCAUUGACACUGAGUGUCCCAAAGCCACUUGUUGAUUUUGCUAACAAACCCAUGAUCCUGCAUCAGAUUGAGGCUCUCAAGGCUAUUGGAGUGACUGAAGUGGUUCUGGCUAUCAAUUACCAACCGGAGGUGAUGCUGAACUUUUUAAAGGAAUUUGAGACAAAGGUUGGGAUCAAGAUCACGUGUUCACAAGAGACUGAACCACUCGGUACUGCAGGCCCUUUGGCUCUGGCCAGGGACAAAUUGAUAGAUGAUUCUGGUCAGCCAUUUUUUGUUCUUAACAGUGAUGUUAUCAGUGAGUACCCCCUUAAAGAAAUGAUUGACUUCCAUAAAUCCCAUGGAGGCGAGGCUUCCAUAAUGGUAACCAAGGUGGAUGAACCAUCAAAAUACGGUGUGGUUGUUAUGGAAGAAUCAACGGGGGAAGUUGAGAAAUUCGUAGAAAAGCCAAAAUUAUUUGUGGGUAACAAGAUCAAUGCUGGGAUUUACCUGCUGAAUCCAUCUGUUCUUGAUCGAAUUGAAUUGAGGCCCACUUCAAUUGAGAAGGAAGUAUUUCCAAAAAUUGCAGCAGAGAAAAAGCUUUAUGGUAUGGUUCUACCAGGGUUUUGGAUGGACAUUGGACAACCAAGGGAUUACAUCUCCGGCCUGAGACUCUACCUGGACUCCUUGAGAAAGAAGUCUUCGUCUAAAUUGGCUACCGGACUCCAUAUUCUAGGAAAUGUUCUCGUGGAUGAGAGUGCCAAAAUUGGGGAAGGAUGUUUGAUUGGUCCUGAUGUUGCAAUAGGCCCAGGAUGUGUGGUAGAGUCAGGAGUUAGACUCUCCCGUUGCACAGUAAUGCGCGGAGUCCGCAUCAAGAAACAUGCAUGCGUUUCUGGUAGCAUCAUAGGUUGGCACUCCACUGUGGGGCAGUGGGCUCGCGUAGAGAACAUGACCAUUCUCGGAGAAGAUGUUCAUCUCUGUGAUGAAAUAUACAGCAAUGGAGGUGUUGUUCUACCCCACAAGGAGAUCAAAUCCAACAUUUUGAAGCCCGAGAUAGUAAUGUGAAGGUAUGGUGUCACAAUAUCCACAGCAGGUGGUAAGUUAUUGCGUUUGAAUUCGGGAUGUGAUUGUCUUCACCUCUCUGUCUCUCUUUUUUGUGUUUUUUUUAGUUUUUCCUCUUUUACAAGUGUGAAAAUCAGUCUCGGGAACUUCCUAAAUGAUGUGUGCUAGUGUGAGAUGUGUAAUCUUUAGUGUAUAUAGAAUAAAAUUAUCAUUCGGUUUUCUCUUUGGUUUCGUGUAAUUGUCGAAGAUGAAUUUUUUUUCUUUGUAAUUUCAAAAUUAACAACUUUUAAGUGGAUGGAUGGUGUUUUGAUUUCAAUGUCAUUCUGAGUUGGGACUG